Molecule: messenger RNA, 1279 nt
Organism: Mesitornis unicolor (brown roatelo)
Lineage: Eukaryota; Metazoa; Chordata; Aves; Mesitornithiformes; Mesitornithidae
Gene: PTPRA
Product: protein tyrosine phosphatase, receptor type, A
Exons: 10
Biological process (GO): protein dephosphorylation
Molecular function (GO): protein tyrosine phosphatase activity
Source: RefSeq, a predicted model, not a curated record
GUCGGGGAUGUCACGAACAAGAAGCCCCAGCGCCUGGUGACUCAGUUCCACUUCACCAGCUGGCCUGAUUUCGGGGUCCCCUUCACCCCCAUCGGGAUGCUGAAGUUCCUGAAGAAGGUGAAGACGUGUAACCCCCAGUACGCAGGAGCAAUAGUUGUGCACUGCAGCGCCGGGGUGGGACGCACGGGCACUUUCAUCGUCAUCGAUGCCAUGCUGGACAUGAUGCACGCCGAGAGGAAGGUGGACGUUUACGGCUUCGUGAGCCGCAUCCGGGCUCAGCGCUGCCAGAUGGUACAGACAGAUAUGCAGUAUGUGUUCAUAUACCAAGCACUUCUGGAGCACUAUCUCUACGGUGACACAGAGCUGGAGGUGACCUCCUUAGAGAUCCACCUCCAGAAGAUCUACAACAAAGUGCCAGGGACCAGCAGCAACGGUCUGGAAGAGGAGUUCAAGAAGCUCACUUCAAUCAAAAUUCAGAAUGACAAGAUGAGAACGGGCAACUUGCCGGCAAACAUGAAGAAGAACAGAGUGCUUCAGAUAAUUCCAUAUGAGUUCAACCGAGUAAUCAUUCCAGUGAAGAGAGGUGAAGAGAACACGGACUACGUCAACGCUUCCUUCAUUGACGGUUAUCGCCAGAAGGACUCCUACAUCGCCAGCCAAGGACCACUGCAGCACACGAUAGAGGACUUCUGGAGGAUGAUCUGGGAGUGGAAGUCCUGCUCCAUAGUGAUGCUGACCGAGCUGGAGGAGAGAGGCCAGGAGAAGUGUGCCCAGUACUGGCCAUCUGACGGCUCCGUGUCCUAUGGAGACAUCACUGUGGAGCUGAAAAAGGAGGAGGAGUGCGAGAGCUAUACGGUGCGGGACCUGCUGGUGACGAACACCAGGGAAAACAAGAGCCGACAGAUCCGGCAGUUCCAUUUCCACGGCUGGCCAGAAGUUGGGAUCCCCGGGGACGGGAAGGGAAUGAUCAACAUCAUCGCGGCCGUGCAGAAGCAGCAGCAGCAGUCUGGCAACCACCCCAUCACUGUGCACUGCAGCGCCGGAGCAGGAAGAACAGGCACCUUCUGUGCACUGAGCACUGUCCUGGAAAGGGUGAAGGCAGAAGGGAUUCUCGACGUCUUUCAGACGGUGAAGAGUUUAAGACUACAGAGGCCGCAUAUGGUGCAGACACUGGAACAGUACGAAUUCUGCUACAAGGUGGUGCAGGAAUACAUCGACGCCUUCUCAGACUACGCCAACUUCAAGUGAAGCCGCAAAUAAACCACAGCAAAAAAAACAA